Molecule: messenger RNA, 684 nt
Organism: Microthlaspi erraticum
Lineage: Eukaryota; Viridiplantae; Streptophyta; Magnoliopsida; Brassicales; Brassicaceae
Source: the annotation of a GenBank genome assembly
AUGCAUGUGUCUCAUCAAGUUGGAACUCAACCUCCUCAGGUGCAACGUCAUCUCCCUCCACCGUCUCCACAUGUUCCCCCACCUCUAUCUCUUCCUACGAUGCAAACAUUUAAGCUGAAUCAGCCUACUACUCAAAAUCAUGGAUUUCGACCACAACUGAACUAUCAUUCUGCUACUGCGUUUCCGGGGGGCUGGGGUCAGGCUGCACCGUGCUUUCCAGCUCUGAAACUGAGUGGCAUGGAGGGUUCUAAAAACCAGGUACCUCAAAAUCAAACAAGUGAUGAGGCAACCAACGGUGUGAAUGAUGUGAAACAUGAUGUUGAAAUACCUACACCUAAGUCUAAGCAUGAGCUUAAAGGCAAGCGCGUGAUGGAAGAGGGAGUUAGUUUUGAGAGCAAGACUCGUGGUCUUGGAAUUGUGGGAUUCACCUAUCAUGGAUUUUCCAGAGAUGGUGGAUCAUCUUCACUUAAGGGAGACAUGGGACCUAAUCCAAAUUCAAGAAAAAGGGCGGUAGGAGUUGAUGAAGGUUUAGAUUUGGACUCUCAGACCAAGGAGAACCAAGAGGAGUCAAUGGAUACGGUCUUGGUGACCAACCAUAAUGCGAAGAAACCUAAAACAGAGCAUGCGGGUGAUUCUCCAUGUAUCAACCCAAAGCAAAAUGAAAAAGUGGAUCCGGAGGUUUAG